Molecule: messenger RNA, 270 nt
Organism: Blepharisma stoltei
Lineage: Eukaryota; Ciliophora; Heterotrichea; Heterotrichida; Blepharismidae
Source: the annotation of a GenBank genome assembly
AUGGCCGACUAUAAAGCGAUAAUCAAAAGUGCGGACAUGUCUGAAGAUAUGCAGCAAGACGCUAUUGAAUCCACAGUGAGAGCAAUCCAAACAGAGGCAGUGUUCAAAGAUAUAGCUGGCUAUAUAAAAAAAGACUUUGAUAGGAGAUAUGGACCAACGUGGCAUUGCAUUACAGGAAACAGCUUUGGGACUUUUGUUACCCAUGAAGAGCGGCAUUAUAUUUAUUUUUUCUUAGAUGAAUUAGCUGUCUUACUUUUUAAAUCUGCUUAA